AUGUCAUUUUUCAACACGUUCAAAGGAUUUGGCAGAAGCAGUAAAAAGAACAAGAGCCAGCAUGUGGGUAAUUCUAAUACACCUGUGAACUCCGUAUAUUCCAACUCACAUAGCAGCAACUCUAAACUGUCGCUGAGGCAAAUGCAAAUGCAAUCGCCUGGCAGGCAUUCGCCCGCCAGACACUCGGCUACUUCGCAUAAUAAUAACAAUCAUGGUGGUGGAAAUGGCAACGAUGGCCAACAGGCCCCUGCUUUUCAGCCAAGCAAUGCUGCUGCUGUAAUACCAGAGAGGCCGGAGACACAGCAAGCUCUAUUUCUGAGUGAACCCUUCGUAAGAACAGCUCUGGUGAAGGGCUCUUUCAAGACAAUAGUUCAGCUCCCGAAAUAUGUCGAUCUUGGAGAAUGGGUUGCUCUCAACAUUUUCGAAUUCUACACAAAUCUGAAUCAAUUUUAUGGAAUCGUUGCCGAGUAUGUCACUGCAGAUGCGUAUCCAACCAUGAACGCAGGGCCUCACACCGACUACAUGUGGCUUGACGCCAACAAUAGACAAGUCUCACUUCCUGCGGGUCAGUAUAUCGACCUCGCGCUGACGUGGAUAAACAACAAAGUAUCAGACCAGGUACUAUUUCCCACACAGAAUGGGUAUGCAUUUCCUCCUAACUUCGUUCAGGACAUCCAGAGAAUAUUAAUUCAAAUGUUCAGAAUUUUCGCCCACAUGUACCAUCAUCAUUUUGAUAAGAUUAUACAUUUAUCACUCGAGGCCCAUUGGAACUCUCUAUUUGCUCACUUUAUCAGCUUUGCUAAGGAAUACAACCUGGUGGACAGGAAAGACAUGUACCCAUUGGGACCUUUAAUAGAGAACUUGGAGAAGCAAGGUAAGAUUAUUUAA
Lachancea nothofagi CBS 11611 is the source of this 888-nucleotide messenger RNA. NCBI's taxonomy places the organism in Eukaryota, Fungi, Ascomycota, Saccharomycetes, Saccharomycetales, Saccharomycetaceae. The record is from the annotation of a GenBank genome assembly.